AUGAAGGAAAUGACUGCAUGUUUCUUCCUGCUAUUUGGAUAUACUCUGCUUUCCACUGUCUCUGUCAUGGCAAAAGACCUUCCUGGAGGACAUUUCACCCGAAGACGACAUGUUAACUCACAAUCUCUGCUAGGAAAUACUUGCAACAACAAACGUCUGGACCUUGUCUUCAUCAUUGACAGCUCUCGCAGCGUACGCCCUUAUGACUUUGAAAAAGUGAAGGAGUUCAUUUUAACCAUCUUGCAGUUUCUGGACAUCAGUCCUGAUGCCACCCGCGUAGGUCUGAUUCAGUAUGGCAGCACAGUCAAACAUGAGUUCUCGCUGAAGACGUUUGGGAGGAAGCAGGAUAUUGAAAGAGCCGUGAAGAGGAUGAUGCACCUGGCAACUGGCACCAUGACUGGGCUGGCUAUUCAGUAUGCCAUGAACAUUGCAUUUUCAGAGUCAGAAGGAGCUCGACCUCUGAGGCAGAAUGUGCCCCGAAUUAUCAUGAUAGUGACGGAUGGGAGACCUCAGGAUCCAGUGGCAGAGAUUGCUGCUAAAGCUCGUAACACGGGUAUCCUGAUUUUUGCCAUUGGAGUGGGAAGAGUAGAUAUGAACACGCUGAAGUCCAUUGGGAGUGAACCGCAUGAAGAGCAUGUGUUUCUGGUUGCUAAUUUCAGUCAAAUUGAAACACUGACCUCUGCUUUCCAGACGAAACUUUGUGUGCCCCAUAUGUGCAGUACAGUUGAGCAUCGCUGUGAUCAUUUCUGCAUAAACACCCCUGGCUCCUACGAGUGCAGAUGUAAACAAGGGUACAUUCUCAAUGCUGACCAGAAGACUUGCAGCACUCAGGACCUUUGUGCUGUGGAGAAACAUGCCUGUGAGCAGAUUUGUGUGAACACACCUGGGUCUUACGUCUGUCAGUGUUAUGACGGGUAUGAGCUUGAUGCAAAUGGAAAGAAUUGUGUCGUUGUAGACUACUGUGCUUUGGAUAACCAAGGUUGCCAACAUGAAUGUGUUAACACUGAGGACUCCUAUUACUGUAGAUGCCACCCAGGGUUCAUUUUAAAUCCAGAUAAAAGAACUUGCAGAAGACCAGACUAUUGUGCUCUUCAGGACCAUGGCUGUGAACAGGAAUGUGUUAAUACAGAUGAUUCUUAUUUUUGUCAAUGCCAAGAAGGGUUCAGGCUUAAUCCAGAUAAGAAAACAUGCAAAAAAGUAAACUUCUGUGCUUUAGGUCAGCAUGACUGCGAACAUGAAUGUGCUAACUUGGAAGUGUCAUUUGUGUGCAAAUGUCAUCCUAGAGACACCCACAACAUGAUGGAAAUACGAGUGGACCACUGUGCUGAAACCAAUCAUGGAUGUGAGCAACUGUGCCUAAAUACUGGUGGCUCCUAUGUCUGUCAGUGCUCUGAAGGAUUUGUCAUCAAUGAAGACCUAAAAACCUGCACACGGGUUGACUAUUGUGCUCUGAGCGAUCAUGGCUGUGAACAUUUGUGUGUAAAUGGCAACAGAUCUUACACUUGUCAGUGUUUUGAAGGAUACAGGCUUCGUAAUGAUGGGAAAACAUGUAAACAUCAAGACAUUUGCAGCUCGGUUGACCACGGCUGUGAACAUGUUUGUGUUAAUGCUGAAGAGUCCUACAUCUGCCAGUGUUACGAGGGAUUUGCCCUGAGGGAAGAUGGAAAAACAUGUAGAAAUAAGGACAUCUGCAAAUCAGUCAGUCAUGGCUGUGAACAUCUUUGUGUUAAUAAUGACGACUCAUAUACUUGCCAGUGCUAUGAUGGAUUUGUGCUGAGGCAAGAUGGGAAAACAUGCCGAAAUAAAGAUGUGUGUAAAUCCACUGACCACGGCUGCGAACAUGUGUGCAUUAAUAACAACAAUUCAUACAGCUGUCAGUGCCAUGAGGGUUUUGUCCUGCGACAGGAUGGGAAAACAUGCCGAAGAUGCACUGAAGGCCCAGUUGACCUGGUGUUUGUGAUUGACGGAUCAAAAAGUCUUGGAGAAGAUAAUUUUGAAACUGUAAAGCAAUUUGUCUCUGGAAUCUUGGAUUCACUUGAGAUUUCACCCAAAGCUGCUCGAGUUGGUUUGCUUCAGUAUUCCACUGAGGUUCGCACAGAGUUUACGUUAAAGCAGUUCAGCUCAGCCAAAGACAUGAAGAAAGCUGUAUCACAAAUGAAAUACAUGGGGCGAGGUUCCAUGACAGGACUGGCUCUGAAGCAAAUGUUUGAGAGCAGCUUCACAGAAACAGAAGGAGCAAGACCAUUUUCAGCAAAUGUCCCUCGAAUCUCCAUUGUGUUUACGGAUGGACGAGCCCAAGAUGAAGUCUCUGAGUGGGCUGCUAGAGCAAAGCAAAAUGGUAUAAUUAUCUAUGCCAUUGGAAUAGGAAAAGCAAUUGAGGAAGAACUGCUAGAAAUUGCUUCUGAGCCAUCAUAUAAACAUCUCUUCUAUGCUGAGGAUUUCACAGCUAUGGAGGACAUCAGUGAAGAGCUAAGAGCCCAAAUCUGUGAAG
Molecule: messenger RNA, 2491 nt
Organism: Eurypyga helias (sunbittern)
Lineage: Eukaryota; Metazoa; Chordata; Aves; Eurypygiformes; Eurypygidae
Gene: MATN2
Product: matrilin 2
Exons: 14
Molecular function (GO): calcium ion binding
Source: RefSeq, a predicted model, not a curated record